UUUUCAGAAUGCGCUGAGUUUUUCUACUAACAACAGAAAUGGCUACGGAUGUUACAUUUUACGCUGACCGCCUGGCUCAAAAAGAGCAUGAACUAAAUGAGCUCCAAGCUACGUUUAACAAAUUCAAAUUAAAGAGUAAAGUAAAGUUUGAUCAGUUGAGAAAAGAAGUUAGUGCUUAUUGCAGUGAACACGGGUAUUCAAUCAACGAGAAAGAGAAUAAUGCUUUAUUACUUAUCCGGUUAGCUGAGACUGAAGUCGAACUGGAUGCCGCCUGCAGAGAGGCUGAAGCUCUCCGUAAGGAGUUGUCCAAAAAACAGACGCAGCUCAAUGAUCAGCUCAUUCUCAUCAAGAACAUGGACGAACAGCUUCGUGCGACGCAACCGUUGAGUCCUGCCGAAAUCCAAGAGAGAAAACGUGCGGCUCAGAUGAUCGACAUCGAUCGUAUACAACAACAAAUGCUCUUCAAGGAUGAACGCAUUGUUGAGUUGAACAACGUCAUCUUGGACAAGGAACGGCAAAUUCUUGACCUUCAGGAACUCUGCCGCGAACAAGGCGAGGUGGCCAGCGUGACGAGCCAGGCAGCACGAAUCGUUCAAAGACAGUGGGAGGAACGGAAUCGUGAACAUCGUGAAGUUGGCACAGAGACCGACAGUUCGCUUUGGGCUCCGGUUCGAUCGGCGCAGAGGAGCUUGGAACCUCGUGUUCGUGGGGAUUCACCUGGACGUGCCGUCGCGAACAGAGGAACGGCAAAUACUUCACCACCACCACUCGAUCCCAGCGAAGCACUCGAAAGAUCUGGAAGAAGGGAUGAUGAUGACGAUUAUCCCGGCACUUCCAAUUCGUUUUCGCAUCGAAGUGCCGACAUCGAUUAUAGUCUACGAAAGAAGAAUAGGAAACGAGUGACAUUCGAUUUGUUAUCCACCGCUCAAGCUCAACAGUCGAGCAUUCGAUCUGAUGAGCACUUCACUCAAAUGGUGUUAGAGCUUUCCGGAGAGAAUGAACGACUGAGACGGGAACUGCUAGACACGACCGCAAACUUGGAUCGUCUACAGAGCAAGAUAGAUAAGGCUGACAACGACAUGACAAAAGUAGUUCGGGAAGGAAAAGCACAGGCGCUAAAGGCUCGAGCUGUAGCACAGGCAAGAAUCAAGGAACUCGAAGAUCACAUGGCGCAACUGAACACUCAGCAUGCGGAACAGGUCGAUCGUCUACAAACAGAAAUCGAAAGCUUGCGCAGUACUAGGGAGUGGGAGGUCGAGCAGAAUGCGCAGCUGAGGGAGCAAUUAAACCAAGCGAAGACGAAGAACCAUAAACUAACGGAAGAGCUGGAUGCUAGCGAGAAGACAAAUCGCGACUGGGAAGUCAAGGUCGCUCAAGGAGAAGAAUUCUUGGAUCAGUUGAUUGAGGAUCUAGCCGAAGCGGAAGAUACCAUCAAGUAUAUGGAACGACAAAAGCAUGAUAUCCUGGACGAUGUGGACAAACUUAAAGACGCUAUUAUCGCUCAGGAUCAAUUGAUAGAAAUUUUGGAAGCUGAUAUUGUCAUUUACGAAGAGCAUAUAGGAAUCUUGAGAGAAUCACUCGGUGCAUCGAAGGUCGACCAUCGUGCUUUGCUUCGGUCUAAAGCAUUUGAAACGAAACUCAAAGCACUUGAGAGAGAAAAGGAGCAAAUCACAACUAGAUCCAAAGAAGAGCGACUGCGUACGAAGGCUCUUGAUCAAAAAUGCAAAGUACUGGAAGAGGAGAACGAGAAACUGAUGGAAAAAGUUUGCGAGUUCGAAAUGCGUGAACGUGACGAGGCCGAUAUGACCGAAACGUGCAAACAGCUGGAAAAAAGAAUCAGAGAGGCUGAAGAACGUGAGCAGGUACAGAGAGCCGAGUGUGAAUUACGAGUAGAGACUGCCCGACUGGAAGCUGAACGGAAGAGCGAAGAAGCAGCUCGAUUACUAGAACAGCUGCACGAUGCAAAACUCCAAGCGACAAGAAGAAGCUUAUCACUGGAGCGCAGCAAAGAAGGAUCGAACGAAGCCAACACGGGACAGACCGAAGCGAAUGUGGAAGUCGAGCAACUUAGAGCACGCUCGAUGGAACAAGAGUCAGAGGUGGCACAUCUUCGUGAGGAAGUGCAACAGAUGAACGAUCUUCGUGCAGAAAUGGAACAACUACGAGCGAAAUGCUCUGAAACUGCUGAAGAAGUGGACAGAAUGCAUUGCACCAAUUUCGAAUUGAUGACCAAAGCUGAUAAUUUGGAAGUCAAUUUGAAAGCAAAGGAGGAGGAAAAUCAAACCUUACGAACAAUGUACGAUAAAAUAUCUGAGGAACUAUCGCAGUUGCUCGCCGAAGAGGAGACGCAGGAGCAUGAGGGAGAGAAGACGCAAGCAGAGCUUGAAUCUGUUCGACAGGAACUCACUUCCGCGCAUGAACUAAAGACCAAUCUUGAAGAAGAGAUAGAAAAGCUGAAGACCGCCUUAGCGCAUACGGAAGCUUCAUUAGCUAGCUACCGCGUCGAUUUGGGUAAAUCCCACGAGAAAGUGGAGAGGCUCGAGAGUGAUCUGUUCGCUGCUCGCGCCGAGCUGGACAAUGCCCGUCUCGGCUUGCAGGAGACGAACGCGGUCAAGAAGGAACUCGAACAACUUCGCGAAGAGCUUGAGCACGAGAAGUCAUCUGGUAGGGCGAAAUGGGAGGAAGUGUGCAAGAAGUUCCUUGAAGGCGAGUCGAGCUCACCACAAAGCCGAAAGAAUUCGCUGGAGGUGAUCAACAAGGUACAACAUGUCGAGUACAUGACUGCGUUCGAGGAGAAGAUCAAAUGUCUUGAGAAGGAAUUGCAAGAAGCUAAAGCGAAAAUCGAGCAAGAUAGGCUGGAAAAAAAGAAACUCAAAUUGGCGUUGAAACAAAUGCGAGACAAAGAGAAGGCUAAGGUCGAGUCGGUGCAAGUCUUGCCAACUCUGACCGAGGUCCACGAGACGGCGGUCACUCAAGAAUCGAUGCAAAGCGCAGCUGCCCAGCCGCAAACCGGUGAAGAGAUGGAGAAGCUGAGAAGUAGCGUCAAGGAAUUGGAGCUUGAGAAUCGCCUUUCCCGCGAGCUGAACUCCGAGUACAACCAUACAAUGCUUGAAAUGGAAAAGGAAGUGAUCGCUCUGAAAGCGCAAGUCACCUCACUGCAAGGAGAAACGCAGCAUUUUGAAAUGGAAUUGAAAUUGCACGAAAUGCUCGAAGAGGAGCUUGAGAAAGAGUUGUUCGAAGCUCGUCAGAAGAAUCAGGAGCUGACCGAAGCAGUGCGCGCUCAUGAGGAUACACUGGAGCAUCGUGAUGAGCAAGUGAAUGGUGAAACAAAUGAGCAGAAUCGACUGGAAGAGCUCAUGUCCGAACUAAAUCAACUUCGAGAGAAGAACAUGAGACUGAGUGAAGAACUGGCAGUAACUGUUGAAAAUACUACAGCUAAAGAUGUUGCGCUGCAAAAGGAAAGGGAGAACUCAUUACAGAAAGAUAAAGCUCAUUCUGAAGAAAUAACGUCACUCUCAAAAUCGUUGGAGAAUGCUCAACGUGCCAUAGCCGAUGUUGAAGAACGUUUAACUCAAAGUGAAAGCAGUCUAGCUGAAAGCAAGUCUACCAUCGAAAUUCUGAGAAAAGCCGUCGAAGAGAAGACUGCACAGGCUCAACAACUGCAGAAGGAACUUAUGAGCUACAAACAAGAAGAAAACAUCCAGCAAACCGCGCUACUCAAAGCAGCCACCACCACAUCGGAAGUAGUUGCCAGUGUGUUAGUUGGUGAAACUGAAUCGGUUCGCUUUGAUGCAAACAGAGCGGAAGCCACAGCUACGCUGGAAACAAGGCAACCUUUGGAGUCGAGUGUGGAAUUAACAGUUCCAGAACCAGAAAACAAGGAGGCCAUCCUGCAAGGAACUCCGAGAGCAUCACCCGCUCCUGCUGGUACUGAUCUUUUUGCGGAAAAUUUGAUCUUACGUCAGUGCGUGAAUGAGUCAAAUCAGAUGCAGAAGGAUCUAACGGAGGAUGUGGAAAAGAUGUGGCAGCUCAAAACUGAGCUUGAAAACGCUGUUGAGGCGCUCAAAGGAGAGAUUUGGUCUCUUAACGGACAACUCAAAGCCUCCAUUUUGGAUCGGGAACAUCUAGAAGAUCGCGUUGUGGAACUGGACACUUCGUUGGCAGCGGAGAAAAAACGAGCUGAUGCCUUAGAUUGCGAACUCUCUGAACAGACCGAACUGACUGAGAAAGCAUCCCGUCAGGCGGCUGAAGCUGAAAAUGAAAGCAAUCGCCGACUUGCGGAAUGUCUUGAAAUGGAAACUCGAAGAGAACAAGUGGAGAAGGCAUACGCGCAACUCAGCGAGUACUAUAGCCAGCUUCAAGCCGCUUACAAUGUGAUUUACGCGAAAAUGACAGAAUUGGAAAAAGAAAGAGCUCGUGAACAAAGCCAACAACAACAGGCACCUUCCGACCACUCCGGUAAUGUCACUGCUGUGAUUGACACAAUCUUAUCUGAGCUUCACUUGGAGUCGUUAGACGGCCUCGACUUGCAUGGUAAAGUCCUAUUGAUCCAGAAAACAUUGCGCGAAAAGUUAGCCGAGCUCGAGGAACAUCGGCAAGCAAUAACCGAACAUCGCCGAGCAAAUGAGGAAUUACACGAACAGCUGCGUUCGCUUGAAGAGGAGACGAACAAAGCUGGCGGUGAAAAUCGAGAUGCAAAGGCCCGCUUACUCCAACUCGAGGGUGACUUGGAGUGGAAGCAGGAUGAAUGCGACAGCUUGCGUCGACGAGUUGACGAGUUACAAUCCACUAUUGACAAGCUGGUGGAACGAAAUCACGAAAGCGACACUGCCAAAUUGGCAACUCGCCAAGCGGACGUCGAUUCACUGUUCCGUGCCAAUGCCGAGCUAGCACACACGAACGUACGAUUACAAAAUGAGAUCGAGGAGUACGAGGAGAAAGUCGAGCCGCAAGGUGACGAGCUAUCCGCGCGGAAAGUGGAGGAACUGCAAGAGGAGUUAACUCGUUCGCGAAAUGCUGAGGCUUCCCUUCGAGAACAGCUUGACGAACUACGAACCCGUCUUCAUGAAGCUGAAGCAAAGUUAGAAGAGUAUGUGACCCGUCACGAAGAUAACACCCCGCAAAACGCUGCACCAGCAACAGACGGAUCUAAGGAUGAAGAAGUAUCAGUCAGAGUGCCCGUGGAAAACUCACAGGAAAGUAUGGAAGCCGUCAGUUUACGCGACGAAGUCACUCGGUUAGAAGGUGUUGAGAAGUUGCUGAACGAGAGAAUUUUGUGUCUUGAAGAUCAACUUAUGGAAGGCGAAGAGCGACUUCAAGAGAUGGAAGAAGAGCUUAUGGACGAAAAAAAGAAGAUUCAGUCUCUGGAAAAGGAUAAAGGAGCCCUUACUAAGCAAUUGGAGCAAAUUAGUAAUAAUGCAAGUGAAAGUAGUGACCAAACAUCAUCAGCUGCUGUUAGCUACCUACAGAUGCAAUUAGACGAGGCAAAGAAGGAACUUUUGAAGUGUCAGGAAGAGCUGAAAGAUCUUCGUACAGCAAAAGAGGAGUCUGCCAGUUCGGAGUUGUUUCAAACUGAACUCAUGCAUUUGAGGACCGAACUAGAGCAAAGUAGAAAAGACUUGAAGAAUCAGCAAGAGAUCGAGGAGGAUAAGAAGAGGACUGAAAAUGAACUCGAUGCUGUUCGAAGGGAGCUAGAGGAUGUGCGACGAUUGCUUAGUGAGAAGGAGCAAGAGAAGGGGCGAGCCGAAGAUGAUGCUUGGGGCUGGGAAGACUCGCAACAAAGCAAUGUCAACGCUUUGGAAGUCUCCAAUUUGCAGUCAAAAGUCGCGCAAUUAGAGGAAGACGAGCGCAAGUUGAGAAAGAUCAUCGAAGAACAACAAUCGGCGAUUGAAUCCAUGAAAGAGGAGUUGGCUAAUGCUGAAGCUUGCCAAGAAGAGCUAGACGAUGCCAGCAAACAAGUGAACGAGCUGCAACAUGAGCUGCGAGAGUUGAAGAAACAAAUGCAGACCAAAAAUGAUGAGGAAAUUCAACUGCGAAACAAGCUGGCCGAGUUGGAAAGCAGAUCUGACAACUGGGGUGAUGACUGGAAUGAUUCGUCGACAACAGCCUUAAAAACAGACGAGGAACGCGAAGAACUUGAGAGAAGCAGGGAUGAGGCCAUUCAAAAAGUUGGUGAAUUGGAGCUAGAGAUACAGAAGAAAAUGUAUGCGUUAGUUGAAUCGGAGAAAGAGUUGGCUAUACUGAAAGAGCGGAAUAGCAAGCUUGAAGCAGAAAAACUUCAGGUUGACUUGCAGAUGACAGCUGAAGAAGAUGGCUGGGGCAAUGACUGGAAUGCUUCCAAACCGGUGCAGGAAGAAAACAAUCUGCAAGAAGAAAGGAAACGACGUGAGGAAGCUGAUGCCUUGGUGGAGAAUUUACGUGAUGUUUCUGCUACGCUUCGUGAACAGGUCGACGAACUUCAAGAAAAGCUUUUGAGUGAAAUGGAGAAGUCAGAACAGAAACAGGCUGAAAUUAGUCGGCUAAUGGUGAAAGUGGAACAACUGCAGUCGAUGAUAGCGUCUCGAACAGAAAUCCAGGAAGCAGAACAUCAUCGAAGUGAAAAUGAGAUGGAGACGCUGUGUGAGGAACAGCAGCGCAUCCAGGAUGACUUGAACAGCGCCGAAACCGAAAAGAUUCGACUUGAAGAACAGCUGAUGGCGAGCAAAAUAUUGUGUGACGAUUUGAAAACAGAACUGCAACUGCAGAAAGCGAACAGCACGGAGCUCACAGAGAAGUACGAAGAAGUGAAGAAGAGGUGUGAGGAUGUGGAAGCUCUGUUGUUGACGGUUGAAGCCGAGCGUGAUUCCUUGUCUGAACGUCUUGCAAUGGUCAAAUCGCAACUGGAAACAGUGAUGAAACAGAUUGAUGAGAACAAAGUGAAGGAGAAGGAAACCGAUGAGAGACUAAAGAAUGAGCUGAGAGAGCUGAAAGCACAGAAGCAUCAUCUUGAAGAGGAUUUGAGCAAAAUGCGUCAAGAACUCGAAGAGAAGAAUGUUCAGAAUAGUCUGCUCAAAGAUAGCGAAGCGCGUUUGCUCGAUUCAGUAGACGAGUACGGUGCACAGGCUGAGAGAUAUCAACAGGAAUCAGAAAGGCUGCAGAAAGUUGUAGAUUCAAUGGAAAAAGAAAGAUUAGCCUUGGAAGAACAGAUAAAAGAAGUGAAAAUGAUUGAAAAACAACAUGAGCAGGAUUACCAACAGGCCAAAGAAAAGUUGUUGGUCAUGGAAAAAGAGCGCGAAGCCCUUAAAGCAAAGAUCUCCCAAGAAAGCAGUAGCCAGCCGUCAUCGUCUGUGGACACACGAGAGUACCAGAACAUUGUCAGUCAAUUAGAGAUGGUCACUGCUGAGCGAAAUGAGUUACGCAGCCGGUUGGAUAACACUGAGUCUAGGCUGAAUGUAUCCUUACAAGAAAAAAUGGCCAUCACUCGUUCUUACGAACAGCUUCGUAGUAAACUGGCUGCUCGUCGUAAGGCACUGGCUGGAUCUUCUGGUGAAACGUCACGUCGUUCCUCUGUUGUAACUCCAGAUAUACCAGAAGAGCCUCGCCGACCAGAGGAACCGAGCCCUUCCCCGGCACCCGCAUACCAUUCGCAGGCUGCAGAAAAGGAUGUGAUACGGCGACGUGGUCACCAUUAGAGAUGAAUGUCCGAAGAGCCUCUAUCACUGCCUUCUGAGAGCUAUAUGGUCGCUAUUGGUUUUAUAUCAUUGUUAUGUGAAAUAUUGCUUAUUGCAUUGAGUUUUUCUUCCCACUGUGAUGUCGAUAUAGGACAACUUUGAACGAGAAUGGGUAUUGGUAUUUAUUUUGUAUAGUUUGUCCAAGAGAAGUGCUAUGUGCUUGAAAAUGAUUUUUUUCGAAAUAUCAAGCAAAUUCUGGCUUGUCAAAAAUAAAUGGUUCUGCGAAA
Molecule: messenger RNA, 7936 nt
Organism: Cylicocyclus nassatus
Lineage: Eukaryota; Metazoa; Nematoda; Chromadorea; Rhabditida; Strongylidae
Source: the annotation of a GenBank genome assembly